Corylus avellana is the source of this 941-nucleotide messenger RNA. The record is from RefSeq and is a predicted model, not a curated record. NCBI's taxonomy places the organism in Eukaryota, Viridiplantae, Streptophyta, Magnoliopsida, Fagales, Betulaceae.
UUUCACAUAGGUGUUCAGGAAUCGACACCCAUCCGAUGCGUGUCCAACUUGGCCCUUUUACUGACUCGGCCCGGCCGGGAUUUCGAAACGGGAGCGCCAUAUUUGUCUCCUCGCCUCACAAGUCAUCACUGCAAUGAGAAGAAUCAACGAUACCGAGUUUUAACGCCAUAUGGGUAUCCGCCAAACGAAUCCCACAACAAAAUUCUAUCUUCGGUUUCGUAUUUCUGGAUUUCUUGGGUGAGAGAUGUCUCUGAGAAUGCGCGGCUUUUAUUGAAUUCCUGUAGCGGUAUCAAAUGGAGAGAAAUGAAGAUGAUGGUAUUGUAGGAGAGAACUCUCAGCCACGUGCAGAGUGUGAUGGCCAAGUGUCGGCUCUGAGUUCCACCCUCUUCUUGGAUCAUGUUGGGCAAGUCAUCCUCACCUUCAAUUCAGAUGGGUUGUCUUGGAAAUUGGUCCAGUCCUUCAAUAACGAUGAGUCAACUUGUUUAUGCAUCGAACUUGCUUCUAAGAGUUUAACUGAGAUAAAAUUCUCUGAUGUUUAUGCUGUUGAAUUCAUCAACUAUGGCUUGGCUCAUGAAUCAAAUCUUCCAAGCUCUGGGAGAUGUCUUGUGCAUAAUGACGAGAUGUACCGCUUUACGGUGCAUGGUGUCCAAAGGUCAACAACACAGCCUUCUCUUUGGGUCCCAGCUGUGUACACAUUUGGUCAUAAGGAUCUGCAAACAUGUCUGAUGUGGGUUAAUCGUACUAAUGCUUCUCUAAACCUUGAAUUGGGGAGACCAAGAAAUCUUAUGGUUUUCAUUCAUCCAAGAAGUGGGAAUGGGAAUGGCUGUAGAACCUGGGAAACUGUGGCACCCAUAUUCUCACGUGCUAAAGUCAAUACAAAGUGUAAUGCCGCAAUGCAUUUUAGUUUAAAAGCAGCUUUGCAUUUGCAUUAUUGCAUAUAA